Schistocerca piceifrons (Central American locust) is the source of this 1086-nucleotide messenger RNA. RefSeq names its product ATPase family AAA domain-containing protein 2-like. The record is from RefSeq and is a predicted model, not a curated record. Gene Ontology annotation, biological process: positive regulation of transcription by RNA polymerase II. Gene Ontology annotation, molecular function: histone binding; chromatin binding; ATP hydrolysis activity. Bases 1 to 1086 code for a protein of 361 amino acids. The transcript has 9 exons. Gene Ontology annotation, cellular component: nucleus. Lineage: Eukaryota; Metazoa; Arthropoda; Insecta; Orthoptera; Acrididae.
AUGAAGUUAAGCAACUAUGAAAGUAACACUUGCAGUUUUCAGUUUUUCCUUCCAUUUUUUGUGAAACUAGACCUAGUAAGUGCAUAUCUUAACAGACCAGCUAUAAUAUUUUUUGAUGAAUUAGAUGCUGUGGCACCCAUACGAUCUAAGCGACAGGACCAUGUCCAUGCUAGUGUGGUUUCAACUUUGCUGACAUUAAUGGAUGGCCUGAAGUCCCCCCAAGAUGUUGUUGUGAUUGGAGCAACAAACAGACUUGAUGAGAUUGAUCCAGCUCUCAGGCGACCUGGGAGAUUUGAUAAAGAACUUUUCUUCCCCCCUCCUGACUUAGAGGCUAGAAGAACAAUUUUAAACAUCCACACAAGACACUGGCACACUGAUACUAGCACCGAGUUUAUGGAUCGCCUAGCCGAGAAUACAGCUGGAUACUGUGGUGCUGAUCUAGAAGCACUUUGCACAGAAGCUCUUAUGUGUGCAAUGAAACGCAGCAUCUCUUCAGAGCAAAGUACAGCAAAAAGUUUAAUGGUUCAUGAAGAUGAUUUCAUUGCAGCCAAAUCAAAAUUUGUGCCUGCUUAUCUUCGGUCAUCCAUUUCACCAGCUUGUUCAUUGUCAGAAGUAAUUUGCCCAUUACUACAGAAAAGAGUUGAAAGUCUCAUGCAGCAACUGGAGAAGAACUAUUCAUUCAAAUUCGUAUUUCCAAAGCAGAGUUUCUUCCCAUUUAUUACUAUUGUCAGAAAUUUAUUAUUAUUCCUUUGUCCUUAUGUGCUACAAAAUGUUGAUUCUAAUUCUUUCUCAGCGUCUUGUGCGUGUGUAUCAGCCAGGAUAGAGAAUAACUUUCAGUUCAUUUUUUACUUUUGGAACAACUUACAUAAUUACCAGAAAAGUACCUACACAAAGUGUUGUAAGUCAGCAUUUUCCACAACACAAAUGUUAUUAAGCACAAAUUAUUUACAGAUAAAUAUCACAGAAGUGCAGGAGAGCACUGUUUGUAAGUUCAACUGGGAAGCACUCGUCCACAAACCAUGCUCUCGAUACAUCCAUAUGCCACCAGUUCAUUCACUGAAAACACAACUAUGGGUCACGCAGUGA